Messenger RNA from Colletotrichum abscissum, 1770 nucleotides. RefSeq lists its product as uncharacterized. Lineage: Eukaryota; Fungi; Ascomycota; Sordariomycetes; Glomerellales; Glomerellaceae. The transcript is spliced from 3 exons. The record is from RefSeq and is a predicted model, not a curated record. The coding region runs from base 1 to 1770 and encodes 589 amino acids.
AUGGCAGCUAACCACACCCUGACGCUGGGAUGGGGCGACAGUUAUACAUCGGGUGGUCUAGCAGAAUGGCCGAUGGCCGUGUACGAUAUCUAUGAUUCAAAGGACUCUUCCGUUCAUGUCCAGCUUCCAAUGUCAUGGAAUCAGAGCUCUGAGCCACUCGACGCUCAGAACAAUUGUUACAAUCCGAUAUUUCUCUUUGCUCCUAACGCCAGGAACUUCUACGGGUGCGCUGUCAUUGCAGCUUCUGCGUUCCUAGUGCAGACUCACAAUUUCCUCGUCGACAAAGCGUUCGAAGAUGCAAACCCCCAAGUUCAGUAUGGCUCUCUGGAGGCUUUCAAUGCAUCACGGGUUAUACGACAGAUUGUCGGCUGUGCCGAAGCUUCUUGUACAAACAACACCUUAGGAGAUUGCGAUUCGAAAGUCAUAGAUCUCACACAGGAUCAGGUGGUGACUGAGAAUCUGGGCGAGGUCUUGCGUACCCUCCAGUCACUAUGUUCCGUCCUGACAAAGGAACCAGAGGCUGAUAUUGCUGGACCCGGGAUUGCUGUAUCAUACUACAUACAGGUUGCCCUAAGCAUUUGGUUCUUCAUCUUUUGCGGCAUUCUACCUCACGAGCCUGACUCUUCUACAUUCUUUGCCAUUUUCAGCUUCUUCAAAAGCUGGAUCAGAUGGCACUACAUAAAAUUCCGCCGACGUUCGGAUCCGGAAGUGGACAGCCUUCGUUCGACAUUGACACGUCUGCGUUCGACUCGAUUUUCUGUGGCUUUGUACUCGGCCAUAAUCGAAUUCCAAGAGACGCAGACCUUUCUCGUCAUGGCGAUCGAGACGGCAACCCUUAUCAUGGUUCUCAUGAACAGCGAGUCUCUUGCGAUCCGAGUCGACCUCAGCGCCGCCAAGGACUUCGCCACCGCUAAUACGCUGCUGGUUCUCACCACACAGGCUAUCAUGCAGCGGAGGGGGAUGUACUGGUGGUACACCUUCAUACUGACAACCAUCGUCUACAUCUUGUGUGCUAUCAUCCAGAUGCACAACCUCCCGGCGCCGUCAUCUUCCCAGGAUCCCGCUCUGCAGCUUCGGGCCUGCGGCGGAGAGCGUAGCAUCCUACAAACGUGUAUACAAUAUGGUCCAGAUGAUUACUCUUACUAUGGAACUUCAACCCUUAGUGAUAAGAGCAACUACUUUCGCGCUUAUAUGGCAAUCAUGAUAUUUUUGACCGUGGACUAUCUCGGACAUAUCCCUCAUCUGCGCAAGAUGAUGGCUUCGACUCUCAAAGAACGCAAAAUUGAGAUACCUUCUUGGAUUUUCAAAAUUUCGUCCUUCUUCGGAAAAGCUUUGUGGUUUUGUCUGGUGAUAACAAUGGCUAUGUUCAUUGUUGCCAAUGUAUAUCAAGUAGACCAUCUUGUUCGACAAACGAUGAGCAGUAAAAAGCAAUGGACAUUCGGCCAGGUUGUUGCGGUGUUAGUGUGGGCGCCAGUACUAUCCAAGUACAUCUACUACAACAUUUUUGGCAUUGAACGCGGGGUUGGCGAGCGAAUAGACGACCAGUACAAGGUCGUUCACAACGAAGAAAGGAUAGCACCAUCAGCACCUACUGGAGCACAAGUACAUUCCGGUUCUUCGAGAAACUCAGUGGCUGCAACCAGCUACACCAGCUUGAGCACCGUUGGAGACGGUCCUGAAGAUCAGGGGUCCGCGAGCAUAGAGGUGGUUUCAGCAGGAAUUAGACGCAAACCGUUGCCACCUCGGACCGACAGCGAGUUGCCCAGAUGA